CGGGGCGGGCGGCGCCCCCCGGGCGGCGGGGGGGGCGCCCCCAAGAUGGCGGACCAGAUCCCGCUGCGCCCGGUGCCGCGCAGCGCCCAGCGCAGGGCGGCCUAUUACAGCAGCGCCGCCGCCGCGCAGCGCCACAGCAGGUACCAAGUGGAAGAUGAGUCCUCUCAUUUGGAUGAAAUGCCACUAAUGAUGUCAGAAGAAGGCUUUGAAAAUGAUGAGAGUGAUUACCAUACUCUACCAAGAGCCAGAAUUUCUCAGAGAAGAAGAGGCUUAGAAUGGUUUAUCUGUGGCGGCUGGAAGUUCCUUUGCACUAGUUGUUCUGACUGGCUCAUAAGCUUUUGCCGAAGAAAGAAAGAGCUGAAGGCUCGCACAGUGUGGCUUGGGUGUCCUGAAAAGUGUGAAGAAAAAUACCCCAAAAAUGCCAUAAAAAAUCAAAAGUACAACAUCUUUACCUUUAUACCUGGGGUUUUAUAUGAACAGUUCAAGUUUUUCUUGAAUCUCUACUUCCUCGUCGUGUCCUGCUCACAGUUUGUACCAGCACUGAAAAUAGGCUACCUGUACACGUACUGGGCUCCUCUGGGAUUCGUUUUGACGGUCACAGUGGUGCGGGAAGCUGUUGAUGAAUUUCGACGUUACAAAAGAGACAAAGAAAUGAACUCACAGUUAUACAGCAAGCUGACAGUACGAGGUAAAGUGCAAGUUAAGAGUUCAGACAUACAAGUUGGAGACCUCAUCAUAGUGGAAAAGAAUCAACGAAUCCCAUCUGACAUGGUGUUUCUUAGAACAUCGGAAAAAACGGGUUCAUGUUUCAUUCGAACUGACCAGCUGGAUGGAGAAACAGACUGGAAACUGAAGGUUGCUGUCAGCUGCACACAAAGAUUGCCAGCUUUGGGGGAUCUCUUUUCGAUCAAUGCUUAUGUUUAUGCUCAGAAGCCACAGCUGGAUAUCCACAGUUUUGAGGGUACCUUCACACGGGAAGACAGUGAUCCUGCAGUUCAUGAAAGCCUAAGCAUAGAAAAUACAUUAUGGGCAAGCACUGUUGUUGCUUCAGGAACUGUAAUUGGUGUUGUUAUUUACACAGGCAAGGAAACACGAAGUGUAAUGAACACAUCCAAUCCAAAAAAUAAGGUUGGCUUGCUGGACCUGGAGUUGAAUCAACUGACUAAAGCCCUGUUUUUGGCUUUAGUUGCACUAUCAGUUGUUAUGGUAACCUUGCAAGGAUUUGUAGGCCCAUGGUAUCGUAACCUUUUCCGGUUCCUCCUGCUGUUUUCCUAUAUCAUCCCGAUCAGUUUACGUGUGAACUUGGACAUGGGUAAGGCAGCCUAUGGGUGGAUGAUUAUGAAAGAUGACAAUAUUCCUGGAACAGUUGUUCGAACUAGCACCAUACCAGAAGAGUUGGGACGAUUAGUUUAUUUACUAACGGAUAAAACAGGAACACUUACCCAGAAUGAGAUGAUAUUUAAGCGCCUCCACCUAGGUACUGUGUCCUAUGGAACAGACACAAUGGAUGAAAUACAGAGUCAUAUUAUAAGCUCUUAUUCACAGGUCCACUCUCAAAACAGUGGAAACAGUACGAGCUCAACACCAUCUAGGAAACCUCAGUCAUCUGCACCCAAAGUGCGAAAGAGCGUCAGCAGUCGGAUCCAUGAAGCAGUGAAGGCCAUUGCACUCUGCCACAAUGUGACCCCCGUGUACGAGUCACGGGCUGGUGUGUCUGGAGAAACAGAAUACGCAGAGGUGGAUCAGGACUUCAGCGAUGAAAAUCGAACUUACCAGGCUUCCAGCCCUGAUGAGGUAGCUCUGGUGCAGUGGACAGAGAGUGUGGGUCUUACUCUGGUUAACAGGGAUCUGACCUCAAUGCAGCUGAAGACCCCUGGUGGACACAUCCUGACGUACUAUAUCCUGCAGAUCUUCCCCUUCACUUCUGAGAGCAAGCGCAUGGGCAUCAUAGUUAGGGAUGAAUCUUCGGGAGAAAUUACAUUUUACAUGAAGGGUGCAGACGUUGCCAUGUCCACUAUUGUACAGUACAAUGAUUGGUUGGAAGAAGAGUGUGGUAAUAUGGCACGAGAAGGACUGCGUACAUUGGUUGUUGCCAAAAAAUCACUUACCGAAGAACAGUAUCAAGAUUUUGAGAGUCGAUAUAACCAAGCAAAGUUAAGCAUACAUGACAGAAACCUGAAGGUUGCUGCUGUCGUAGAGAGUUUGGAGCGAGAAAUGGAAUUGCUGUGUCUCACUGGAGUAGAAGAUCAGCUGCAAGCAGAUGUUAGACCAACUCUAGAGAUGCUAAGGAAUGCUGGAAUAAAGAUAUGGAUGUUAACAGGAGAUAAACUGGAGACAGCAACUUGCAUUGCGAAAAGUUCUCACUUAGUGUCUAGAACUCAAGAUAUUCACAUUUUCAGACCUGUUGCCACUCGAGGAGAGGCUCACUUAGAACUAAAUGCCUUUAGGAGGAAGCAUGACUGUGCCUUGGUGAUAUCUGGGGACUCACUUGAGGUUUGUCUGAAGUAUUAUGAGCAUGAAUUUGUAGAGCUGUCUUGCCAGUGUCCUGCUGUGGUGUGCUGCCGUUGUUCUCCCACCCAGAAAGCUCAUAUUGUGAAACUGUUGCAGCACCACACUGGAAAACGCACGUGUGCGAUAGGUGACGGAGGAAAUGAUGUCAGCAUGAUCCAAGCAGCAGACUGUGGAAUUGGAAUUGAAGGCAAGGAGGGAAAACAAGCUUCCCUAGCAGCUGACUUUUCUAUCACACAGUUUAAACACAUAGGUAGGCUGCUGAUGGUACACGGUCGAAACAGUUACAAAAGAUCAGCAGCACUUGGUCAAUUUGUCAUGCACAGAGGCCUUAUUAUUUCAACUAUGCAGGCUGUAUUUUCAUCAGUCUUCUAUUUUGCAUCUGUUCCCUUGUACCAAGGAUUCUUAAUGGUAGGAUAUGCAACCAUAUAUACUAUGUUUCCAGUCUUCUCUCUAGUAUUGGAUCAGGAUGUGAAACCAGAAAUGGCAUUGCUAUAUCCAGAACUUUAUAAGGAUCUCACAAAGGGAAGAUCUUUGUCAUUUAAGACCUUCCUCAUCUGGGUUUUAAUCAGUAUUUACCAAGGUGGUAUUCUGAUGUAUGGAGCCCUGCUGCUUUUUGAAUCUGAAUUUGUACAUGUUGUUGCCAUUUCCUUCACUGCCCUAAUCCUGACUGAGCUCUUGAUGGUUGCACUGACCAUACGAACAUGGCACUGGUUAAUGGUGGUGGCUGAAUUCCUCAGUCUUGGCUGCUAUGUGGCCUCUCUUGCAUUUCUAAAUGAAUAUUUUGCCAGAUUACAAAUGAGAGGAACAAGCAAGAGCAGAUACAGGUAUUCUCACUUGAGUCCAGACUUCCAGGAACUUCAUAAGGCAGAACUUGCUGCUUCACCUUUGUAUAGGCAGAGUGUCUUUUGGAGCUUUCUUAGAUGUUGCCUUUAUCACAACUGUGACCUUCCUGUGGAAAGUGUCAGCAAUCACUGUUGUAAGCUGUCUUCCACUUUACAUUCUCAAGUACUUGAAGCGCAAGUUCUCUCCUCCAAGUUACUCCAAGCUUACCUCGUAAAAGUGAUUAUAUUCCUAUGGUUUUUCACUCACACCAGUCUGCAAAUCGCAUAUUCACUGUGCUUUAGAGUCUAUGGAUUUAUGUUGGACUAAAGAAACUUCAAAAAAAGAAAUUCAAAAAUCAAAAGUGGUAGUGUGAAUAGAGCACAAAAGGGAGGAAACAUCUGACAGAUACAAUAACACGGAAGUACACUAACAAGACUAUCAGAGAUAAAAUAAUUUUUUGUUUUUACUUUCAUUUGCUAUAAUUAUAAAGUAACACUGAAUUACCUUUGAUUUGACAAUGCUUCUGAACUUUUCAUUGCUACUGUAAAGGAUCUUUUGCUACUGUAAAGGAUUUUUUUCCUAUUGUAUUUAUCUUCUGCAAGUUAAAUCAAAAGUUUUGUUAUUUAUUACAUAAAUUCCCUUCUUUAAUUAUUAUAUAACUUCCUACUUCAAGCCCUUUCCUUUAAUGUUUCUAUAUGGAAAAGGUCAAUCGUCCAUACUUACUAUAACAAACGUAAUACCUGUAAAUGCCCGUGUCUGUAUUAGCAGCUAUUAUUCCUCAUCAGACAUUGAUUAAUAUGCACUAUUUGAAUUAUGUACAGAUGUCUGCAUAGCACAGUCUUAUUUUAGGAGCUGUUGUCUUAUCCUGUACUCUCCAUUUCUGGCACCAGUAAAUUACAGAUGUGUGAUGUUGACAGCAGUUCUUUAAAUGCACAUUACAGCCAGGUUGCACAAAAGCUGUUUAAAAUGAUAAAUUCUGUACAUAAUUCCACAGCACCUAUUGAUCUGUACAGAUAUCAAAGACAUGGCUGCUUGGUAAAUAUGUUUUAAAAUUCUUAUUCAUUUUUUAUUUGUAAAACUGCAAAUAGUGUCAAAGUACAUUUCUAUAUAUGAGAAGUCCAGUAAACCUUGUAUUAGCUAAUAUGUUUAAAUUGCCUUGUAAUCUGUUUACUUAGGUUACUCAGGUAAAAGAAAAUAAGAGAAACACGUGAACAUUCUGGUAGAAAAAUCUAUCAUCUUCCAGAUUGUAAAUGUUUUGUUUCUGUAACUUAGUUUGGGUGCAAAGUUGUCAAAAAAAAAAAAAAUCAAAACAUUUUUGCUUUUUGUAAGCUGUCAGAGUUUGAGUAUCUUGGCUGAGUUAUGACACUUCAAAGCAGUUGAUGAUUUGUUCCAGAAACUCAUAUGCUCUGAUGCAAUCUGAAGGGUCCAAAUAUUGCAUACUGUACUGGCAAGUAGGAUAUGUUAAUUUUCCAUUGUGAUAAAACUUUGCUUUCUCAAGAAGUACAUAUAAUGAAUUUGGCAUAGUCUGUUAAUCAGUGGAAAGGAACAACAAAGCUAUUCAUGCUUUAUUUAUUAAAUAUUUAUGUGUGUGUUUUUAAAAACCGCUUAAUAUGGAUGUCAUUUUUAUGUUCGAAUGUAUGCCUUUACAACAUCAUUCCUAUUUUAGUCUCUUAUAACUUUGCCCUUAUGCCAUUAUUAUAUUGGAUGAGUAAUAUAUAAGUUAUAAAUAUAACUACUUCCUGGGAGAGCAGAAGAAACUGCUGCAGAGCUAUUUGGACUCCACCCCACUCCAUUAAUUUUUAUUUUGGAAAUUUUUCUUACUAGCUGUUUAUCUGCUUUCUUUUUUAAUUUUCAUUCUUCAUUAUAAAAGCAAUAAAGCCUAAUUUCUACCAAA
This is a messenger RNA of Pseudopipra pipra, 5227 nucleotides long. It is a transcript of the gene ATP9B, whose product is annotated as ATPase phospholipid transporting 9B (putative). The transcript is spliced from 31 exons. The coding region runs from base 46 to 3660 and encodes 1204 amino acids. Gene Ontology annotation, molecular function: ATP hydrolysis activity; ATP binding; ATPase-coupled intramembrane lipid carrier activity. Gene Ontology annotation, cellular component: endosome; plasma membrane; trans-Golgi network. The record is from RefSeq and is a predicted model, not a curated record. NCBI's taxonomy places the organism in Eukaryota, Metazoa, Chordata, Aves, Passeriformes, Pipridae. Gene Ontology annotation, biological process: retrograde vesicle-mediated transport, Golgi to endoplasmic reticulum; endocytosis; phospholipid translocation.